AGGGCCACCGCCACCCCGCAGCAGAUUUGGAUCCCCCGCCCGGCGAGCCCCAGGCUGCUGCCUCCCGGGGGGUCCCGGCGCAGCGGCCGUCCCCGCCCCCGGAGAGCCCCGCCGCCCCGCCGCCCGGCCCCGAAGACUCCGGCCACGCCAUGGCGGCCACCAAGCCGGGCGAGCUGAUGGGCAUCUGCUCCAGCUACCAGGCAGUGAUGCCGCACUUCAUGUGCUUGGCUGACGAGUUCCCGCAGCCCGUGCGGCCAGCCAAGCUGACCAAGGGCAAGGGCCGGCUGCGGCGGCCGCGCCAGUCCCGCUUCAAGACGCAGCCGGUGACCUUCGAUGAGAUCCAGGAGGUGGAAGAGGAGGGGGUGUCCCCCAUGGAGGAGGAGAAGGCCAAGAAGUCGUUCCUGCAGAGCCUGGAGUGUCUGCGCCGCAGCACGCAGAGCCUGUCGCUGCAGAGGGAGCAGCUCAGCAGCUGCAAACUGAGGAACAGCCUGGACUCCAGCGACUCCGACUCGGCCCUGUGAGAGGCGCUGCAGGCAGCGGGGACUCGGGCGCCUCCGCGGCCCGCGGGGGAAGUAGCGAGCGAACCCCAAGAGGGUCUGCAUUACAGAGACCCCCGAGGACUGGGGACCGCCGCCCUCGCGUGCUUGGACUCCGGCCGGACUGUGAACUGGUCGGUGCGCCCAGAGCUGCGCCAGUCCUGGGUCCGAGCGCGCGGGGGCGCCAGGGACGGGCCGCUUUCUUUGCCCUUGUAAAUGUUUAUUUUUUAACUCUUCCUAGUACGAACUCUGCUGUGAGUGUGCGCGGGGAGGCUCCCCGCUCAGUCGCCCGUGUCCUCAGGGCUUCCUGAAGAGCUGCUCCACUCCCUUGUCCGAUGGGAUGCAACUCCGACUUUGCACACCGCUCCACCACCGUGCCCCCCGGCGCACACCCGUUCACACUCACGCAGAUAUACUCUCGCUGAAUACUUUUAUAACGUUAGGCGCGGCUGAUGGGACUGGGGGUGCAGUGCAGCUGCUGCUGCGACCGGAGGAUUGAUAUUUAUUUUUGCAUUGCGAUGGCCGACGGCGUUUAUUUAACAAUCUUUUUACCUGGAUAUGUCUGUGAGGCUCCCGAUCGGAGACUAAAUAAAGUCAAUAUAUUUGCACACUG
Molecule: messenger RNA, 1149 nt
Organism: Pteropus alecto (black flying fox)
Lineage: Eukaryota; Metazoa; Chordata; Mammalia; Chiroptera; Pteropodidae
Gene: CUNH11orf96
Product: chromosome unknown C11orf96 homolog
Exons: 1
Coding region: 150-521 (123 amino acids)
Source: RefSeq, a predicted model, not a curated record